Dimorphilus gyrociliatus is the source of this 1281-nucleotide messenger RNA. The record is from the annotation of a GenBank genome assembly. NCBI's taxonomy places the organism in Eukaryota, Metazoa, Annelida, Polychaeta, Dinophilidae.
AUUAGUUUAUCCAAAUUUUAUCUGUUUUGUUUAUGUCUCUUUGAGAAAGUAAAAAAAUUCAAAAACUAGUCAACAAGCAUUCAAAAGAAAAUAUACAUAAUUGUCUGUAGACCAUAUAGACUUUUCAUAUCGUUAAGAUAACAACAUUGGCCUUAUUUACCGUAAAGAAAUUCUAAAGUUUUUAUCUAUGAUUUGUACGAUUACAAGAUAUAUUAUAAAAAAUAACAGAAAUAUUCGUUUAUUUAGUCAACGUGCUGAGCCAGAUAUGACCUUCAAAGUUUUAAUCGCAAUAGACGGUAGCGAACAAUGCCGUAACGCUUUUGAUUGGUAUUUGAAGAUGUUACACAGCAGCAAUAAUUCUGUCGUCUUGGCAACUGUUUCAGACACUCAAGUUCAACCUGCUUACGCAUUUAGAGCCGGAUUAGCAUUACCUCAAGAGCAGUGGAAAGCUAUGGUAGCUGAGGAUGAGAAGAGGGUUAAAGACCUACUUUCCACCUAUGGAACAUCAUUGAAAGCAAAUGGGAUUCCGUACAAGACUAGAGCAGAAGUUGGGAGUAAUGCUGGACAGCAUUUAUGUCAUAUGGCUAAGAAAGAAAAAGCCGACAUGAUAGUUAUGGGGACGCGUGGUCUCGGAACCGUACGAAGAACAGUUUUGGGAAGCGUGAGCGACUACGUUCUUCACCAUUCUACUGUUCCAGUAUCUAUAUGUCCGCUUUCAUAAUAAUAUAUAUGCACAAAUUCCGUCACUCUUUAACUGUAUUUCUUAAAACAAUACAACUUUUAGUUAGAUGGAGUGAGCACACAUAUGCCGCCGGCCUUCUUAAUUUUUUCUUCGGCUUUUCGGCUGAAGAAUCUAGCCUUAACAACGACUGGCUUGCUUGGGAGUUUUCCCUUGCCGAGUACCUUGAAGAAACCAGAUUUAACUACGUUGAUAACCGGGGCGGUCUCCUUGUCGGGUUUUUCCCCAAAGUAUUUUUCGCGGUGUUGUUCGCUCAAUAGGGACCAUAAUUUAUCGACGUUGACAGUAGGGCAGAAGAACUUGUUAUUCGUCUUGUGAAAGUAACGCAUACCAACUUUUCCGAAGUAACCAGGAUGGUACUUGUCAUAGUUGAUUCUAUGGUGGUGUUGACCGCCGGCAUUACCGCGUCCACCCGGGUGCUUACGGUGUUUACCAACUCUUCCGUGUCCAUGGCUGACGUGGCCCCUCAAUUUACGGGUCUUCUUGGUCUUGGUCGGCAUAUUUUUACGAUUUUAUGCGCACACGUUUUUCUACAGAUCAAG